Messenger RNA from Alosa sapidissima (American shad), 3844 nucleotides. RefSeq names its product retinoblastoma 1 (gene rb1). Lineage: Eukaryota; Metazoa; Chordata; Actinopteri; Clupeiformes; Clupeidae. Gene Ontology annotation, molecular function: RNA polymerase II transcription regulatory region sequence-specific DNA binding. Gene Ontology annotation, biological process: cell differentiation; neuron projection development; regulation of transcription by RNA polymerase II. The transcript has 27 exons. Gene Ontology annotation, cellular component: chromatin; nucleus; Rb-E2F complex. The coding region runs from base 257 to 3058 and encodes 933 amino acids. The record is from RefSeq and is a predicted model, not a curated record.
AACACAAGACGGAAGUUUCGUUUCUCGUUUUUCCCGCGGUUUGACAUCAGCUGAAUAUUCUCCGAAUUCAGUGUUACAACUACUAGAGUGUUUGGACGCAGUGUGUCUUUCAGCUUUAGUAAUAUCGCCAUACAACAACAACAACUGCAACAUUUCCAUUAAAACAGCUACGGACAUUCUGCUUCACGGCUAGUAUGAUAAAGUGCUGAAUAUAUUCAGGAACCAUCUGUUUUAAUCUAACAUUAAUAGUACGAAUAUGCCUCCUAAGAAGCGGACGCCACAGAACAAGGAAAUAAAACAAAACGUCACCAGUUCAGAUAAUGUAAAGUCUCCAAGCAAGAAUUCAGAUGACUCUGUUGUGUCCACGCCUAAGCAUAGAGACAAAGAAGUGGAUUUCGUCAGCCUUUGCAAAGAUCUCCAGGUGACAAAUUCACUCUGUAAUCACGCCUGGUCAAUAUGGAAGAAAGUUUCGGAAUCCACGGAGAAAAUGCCCGACACAAACAAAAAGAUGUGGGCAGCCUGUCUGUUCGUGGCUGGAAUAGACAUGGAUGUCUUGAGCCCCAACUUCACAGAAGUGCAGAAAGCUGCUGGCCUCAACGUGAAGCAGUUCCUUGAAGUGAUGAGGAACUUGGACGUGAACAUUGACAUCAUCAGCUCCAAAGUGAAUUCUGCUGUGAGCAAGCUGGAGAAGAAGUACGACGUGUCCCUGGCCCUCUACCAGCGCUUUGAGAAGAUAUGGAAGGAUAUCUACACAGAGCCCUCGGAGCCAGAGAGUACAGAGCUCUUCAGCAGCAUCUGGACCAUGUUCAUUCUGGCUAAAGGAAGGUUUCUGCAGAUGGAGGAUGACCUGGUGAUCUCCUUCCAGUUGCUCAUCUGCGUUCUGGAGUUCUUCAUCAAACGCUCCUCACCCUCCCUGAUCAAGCCCCUUUACAGUGAGUUCUUCAUCAAACGCUCUACACCCUCCCUGAUCAAGCCCCUUUACAGUGAGUCCUCACCCUCCCUGAUCAAGUCCCUUUACAGUGCAAAGAUGACCCCCACGCGGAGCUCCCGGCGUAACCAGGGCAAAGCCAAACCGCGGCCGCCGGAGGCAAACGAGCCGCUGCUGGAGGUCAUCUGCCGGGAGAACGAGUGCAACCUGGACGAGGUGAAAAAUGUUUACGAGACUGUCUUUUCUCCCUUUUUGGAAUCAUCAGGCUUUUCAAAGUCUCAGGACUUACCAAAGUUUGAAGAGCUGUCAGCGAAGUUUGAAGAAGUUUCUGUAAAAACUAAAGACUUUGAUGGCAGACUGUUCCUGAACGGUGAAGAAAAAUGCAGCCAGGAGAAAACGGACAUUGGCCAUGUGGAGAGUACCCCUAAGAAGAGUGUGUUUGCUGAGGAGUUCAACCCAGCUAUUCUGCAAACACCCGUCAGGGCAACCUUAUACUCUGUCCAGCAACUCCGGGUCUCCCUCACCUCCGCCAGUGACCAGCCCUCUGACACGCUCAUGACCUACUUCAAGAACUGUACGGUGAACCCGACGGAGGAGGUGGUCAAGCGUGUGAAGUGCCUGGGGGAGCUCUUCAGCCAAGCCUUCGCCCAGGUGGUCAGUCCAGGAUGCUCGGGCCUCGGCAACCAGAGGUUCGCUCUUGGUGUGCGGCUGUACUACAGAGUGAUGGAGUCCAUGCUGAAAUCGGAGGAGAAGAGGCUGUCGGUACACAACUUCAGUAAACUUCUCAACGACUCCACAUUCCAUACGUCCCUUCUGGCGUGUUCCCUGGAGGUUGUCAUGGCAACAUACGGCAGCGGUCUGGCCACAGAGACGGACCUGAGCUUCCCCUGGCUGCUGAGUGUGCUCCAGCUCCACAGCUUCCACUUCUACAAAGUGAUCGAGAGCUUCAUCAAGGCCGAGCCCAGCCUCCACCGCGACAUGGUCAAACACCUGGAGCGCUGCGAACACAUGAUCAUUGAGAGCAUCGCCUGGAAAACGGACUCCCCUCUGUUUGAGCUGCUGCAGCAGGCUGGAGAGGAUGGUCGCCUGGAGACCGCUGAGCCCCCCGCCUCCCUACACCAGCCCCCCCAGCACAGCCACACCGCUGCCGACCUCUACCUGUCACCGGUGCGUCCGAGCAGACCCCUGCCCCCCGUCCAAGACCGGAGCCCCCCCACUACUGCCCAGCCCCCAUCGGCCUCCGCCCAGGCCUCCGCCCAGGCCUCCAGACCCCCCAGGUCCAACUCGCUUGGCCACUUCUACAAGAAACUGUACAGGGUGGCGUACCUGCGCCUGAAGAUGCUGUGCACGCGUCUGCUGUCGGACCACGCGGAGCUGGAGCCCAUCAUCUGGACGCUGCUGCAGCACACGCUCAAGGACGAGUAUGAGCUGCUCAGGGACCGACACCUGGACCAGCUGCUGAUGUCUGCCAUGUACGCCAUAUGCAAAGUGAAGUUUGUGGACCUGCGCUUCAAGACUAUCGUCACCGCGUACAAGGAACUCCCAAACACUAAUCAGGAAACAUUUAAGCACGUUCUGAUCAGCGAGGGCAAGUAUGACUCCAUCAUCGUCUUCUACAACAUGGUCUUCAUGCAGAGGCUCAAGACCAACAUCCUCCAGUACGCCUCCUCCAGGCUUCCCACCCUGUCCCCCAUCCCGCACAUCCCCCGCAGCCCCUACAAGUACCCCAACUCCCCCCUGCGCGUCCCUGGGAGCAGCAACGUCUACGUGUCCCCCAUGAAGAGCUGUGCGUCCCCGAUGACCCCGCGCUCAAGGAUCCUAAUAUCACUCGGAGAAUCAUUUGGGAACUCUGAACGGUUCCAGAGGAUUAACGAGAUGGUGAAGAGCAGCGAGUGGACGCUAAAGAGGAGGGCGGACGGCGCUGGCGGCCCCAAACCGCUGAAGAGACUGCGCUUCGACACCGAGGGACAGGAUGAGCCGGACGGCAGCAAACCCAGUGGAGGAUCAGCAUUGAUUCAGAAGCUUACAGAAAUGAACUCGACUCGCAGCCGGAUGCAGGAGCAGAAGAUGAAGGAGGAAGCAGAGUCUGUGAGAGAGGAAGUUCCAAACGGAGUGGAGAAACACGAAUGAGCUUUGUCAACAAUGAAGACGACGUCGAGGUGGAGGGGAAGGAUCGAGGGUCUGGAGUGUUGUAUCCACCAGACUGCUCACGCUCUUGGUCAAGCCUGCUCUGGAUCCUGUUGAAUCAUGGACUUCUGAUUUGAAUUUUUUUUUUUUUUAUUUUUUUUUUUUUCGUUUUUAAUUUUUUUUAUUGGCUUUUUUUUUUUUUUUUAAUCCCUAGGUUUUAGACUGUUAGUGACUCAUUACAGCAAGGGCCUGUGAUGUGGACUUGGCUUGACUGUUUAAUUAUUCAUUAUUAUUUUUUUUCUGAAUUAUGUUAAUGUAGCAGUUUCUGUUAGUUUCAGAUUUUUGAGUGAAAUAAUGAGUGAAGAACCCAUGGACUGAGGGGGGGGGGGGGGGGGGGGGGUUGAUACAUUCGAUUAGCUGAAUAUUUCUGAAAUAUUAAGAAACUUUUGAGUAGUUGAAUAGCUUUGUCGAAAUGCUAAAUAUACAACUCCUGUGGUGUUUUGCAAAAUCAAAUUUUGGAUCAUAAUAUAUUUUAGAGGAGGUUGUCGGAUUGCGUUUUAUUUUGUUUUAUCUUUUUUUUUAGCUUCAUAAUCUUACUGCAUGGUCUAAAGUGUUUUUUUUUUUUUCUUUAAAAAGACUUGAUAUUUCAGAUCAUACUACAGUUUACUGUUUUUAUAAUGUCUGAUAUUUGAAAGAAAUGUUUUUCUUCUAUCCUAAGGGGAAAAAUAUAAAAAGAUAAAGCCUUUGGAAAUGCCAUCUGGUAAGAAUAAAUGUAUUAUUGUGUGUCUC